This is a messenger RNA of Melitaea cinxia (Glanville fritillary), 3640 nucleotides long. RefSeq lists its product as uncharacterized. The transcript has 6 exons. The record is from RefSeq and is a predicted model, not a curated record. Lineage: Eukaryota; Metazoa; Arthropoda; Insecta; Lepidoptera; Nymphalidae. Gene Ontology annotation, biological process: cell surface receptor protein tyrosine kinase signaling pathway; multicellular organism development; positive regulation of kinase activity. Gene Ontology annotation, cellular component: signaling receptor complex. The coding region runs from base 1 to 3369 and encodes 1122 amino acids. Gene Ontology annotation, molecular function: transmembrane receptor protein tyrosine kinase activity; ATP binding.
AUGUGUCAAUGGAGAGGUCGGGUGCUAGCGAGCGCGCUGGCGGGGCUCUGCGCGCUCGCGGUGGUCGGCGCGGACGCGUGCGACGACCUGCAGGCGCGCUGGCGGCCCGGGCUGCGCGGAGACAUCCCGGUGCUGGAGAACGGCCAGGAGACCGAGGUGACGGUUUGGUACGAGGGCGGGGGUGCGCGCGCGGCCGCCGCUCUGCUACUGGCUGCCGUGCGUCACGUGCUAGGACACUCCGCGCACUUGCAGCUGGACCCCGCAGACCUCUGCGACCUGACCGCCUACUCCAAUGACUGGCUCAAGUACGCGGUCGUGGCGCCGACGGUUCUGGUGCCCCGCGCCGGGUGCCAGUCGGGGAAACGGUAUAUCGACAUGGUGUCGACCCUGGCUCCGGCCGCUUCACCCUCGUCCAUACAUGUAUUCGCCCACCUGCCCGGGCAGAACUGCGUCGAGUUCGUUAAAAACGCGUCCAUUUACACAACAGAUGCGUUGAAAAAUUGCGGUUUUAUUGAAUCAAAAGACAUUUCACCGAGCAAUAGGGGAUGCGACAAGUGCUUUGCAGUGUUAGCGCGCAAUGAAAGUCGACACGAUGAUCACGUCGCGGGCGAACUGCAGCAGCGGAUUGAAAAAUUGCACUUGCCACUACAACUUAUAUUUUUCCCGUCCGACUCACUCCUGCGUAAGAAGGUUUUAAAACUGCGAAAUGAGAACAAAACUUUCUUAUUUCUAGACGAAGACAUUUGGACCGACGUUUCGAGUGUUGUGCGUCUGUAUCCUCCGACUUGCAUCUAUCAAUGCUCUCCUGUUCUCGAUCCCAGUAAUGCUGUUCGCAUCGGCGAUGGAGAAUUUAUGAGAUCAUUUGCUCCUCCGAUAUAUACACUUGUGAAUCGUUUUGCGCCGGAGCCGAAGGACCUCCGCCAAAUAUUAGAAUACGAAUUGUCCUUAACAAAUAACUCUAACAUAGUAGAAGCUGCUUGUCAAUGGGCAUUGAAAAAUGACGGGAAAAUUCAAAAUUGGACCUUAAGGAAUAGUACUGAGCGACCGCUCCCGCGUACGUACAAAAUUAAAUUAUUCCUUUGUAAUGAAAAUCCUGACUAUGAAGAAUAUAGAGAUAUAAAAAAUUAUGUGAGCGAUCGACUAUCGUCGGACAUAAAAGAAAUCAAUUAUAAUUUACUUAUAAGAAAAGUAAAUUGUUCGAAUACAUCCCAUUUUAAAAAGGAAAUCUCUUACCUGGCUCGGGAUAACGACGUAGCUGGUGCCGUGGCGUGGGGUCCGAGUAUAACGGCCGAGAUGGUCACAGAGGCGAAUAAGUACCAACCCCCGCUUCUGCUGGUGGGUCCCAGCAUGCCGGAAGUACUCUUAGAUUCUACCGUUGCGGUGUACGCAAUCUCAGCAACCCUGGUUAACCUUACCAGAGCUUAUUUAGAAUUAUUUCAACGAUGUGAAUGGUCGCGUAUAGCUAUACUGUCCGAUGAUACGAACUACUCAAGAAUAUUUAUAAAAAAUCUUCUCGCUUCUGAAAAGCUACUCACUCGAGAAAGAAUCGUGGACACAACUAAUAUUAACGAUACUGUAGAUAAAUACCGAAAAGAAGAUGCUCGUAUAUUUUUUGUCAACACAAAAUGGGAUAUUGCGUUUAUCGUAAUAUGUAGUGCGUGGAAGCUAGGUAUGACACCGGAAGCCGGUUUUAUGUGGAUAGUGAGAGAUUGGAGGCCUAAAAAUAAGUGUAACGAAGAAACAAAUUGGGGAACUAUGUACCACUACAGCAUAGGACCGGCGUGGAGGGGGGGCGCGGCCGCGGGCGGCUCGCCGGAGCUGCGCGCCGCGCUGCGGCGGCUGGGGCGCGCGAGCGGCUCCGAGCUCGCCGCGGCCGCGGGCUCUGCGGCGCUCGCGGACGCCUUACUGCUGCUUGGCCACGGGUUCGCGAAGUUUCUGACUGACUACCCCUCCUACGUGUAUGACCCGCAUAGCCUCGGAAGUGCUAUGAAAUUUUCAAAAAGUUUGCGCAAUUUGACAUUAAAUGGAACUGCACAAGAGCUUAAUAGUAAACCUGACAAGAGACUGGUAUUUAUCGAAAAAUGGUUCGGUACAAGAGGUUCUUUGAUCGCCACGUGGUAUGUCGAUCGAAACGGCGUAAGCGACUUCUGGCCCAGUAAAAAAGCUACAUGCACAAAACUUUUUGGACACCAGACCCCUGACAGAGAGCAUUGUGCCACAUUUACAACGGGCGAUCCUUUCGCACCUCGAUGUCACGUGUGGACGAUCGCCAUUGUUGUUGCUGUUCUAAUCCUCGCCUUUCUGGGAAUCUUCUUAGCAAGACGUGUUCGACUAGUGGCUUUAAGACGCCUCGAGAAGGAGGAAAAUCAAUGCGUCGUAUCUGGCUUAGAUCGAUAUCUGGUGAGUCGCGAUUUAAUUAAAAUUUUGUACAAAAUUGGUGAAGGUGCAAAUGGAGACGUAUAUUUUGCCCAAUUGAAAACAUCGAGAGAAACAGUCUUACUUGCUGCAAAAGAACCGCACCAAUGCGUAACGUUCGCUAGAAUGGUUGAUUUUCUACAUGAGGGGUACAUCAUGGCGCCUCUACAUCAUGAAAACAUUAUACGCCUUAUCGGCGUUUGCGUAGAAGGUGGACGACCGACAUUGUUAAUGGAAUACGCUUAUUACAAUGACUUACAGCAAUACUUGACAUUUCGUCGAAAGUUUGCAAUUAGCGCUAAGCUGGGUGAAGUCACCGCUGAGGAAGCAAUGGAAGUGUCGGACAGUGAGCUCACCCGCUUUGCCCGAGAGGCGGCCGCGGCUCUCGAGUACCUCGCCGACCAGAGGCUGGUGCACAGAGACGUCCGCGCCGCUAAUUGUCUCAUUGACAAAAAUAGGUCACUUAAACUGGCCGACUUCGGACUGGCUCGCAAGUUUAAUGAACAAGCAACCAUGUAUAUGUCGCAAAGGCGUGAUUUGUUUCCAGUUCUAUGUAUGGCGCCCGAAACGCUUAAGUACGGAGCGUUCUCACCGGCUUCAGAUGUAUGGGCUCUCGGCGUGUUGAUAUUGGAAGUGGCCACUCUCGGGGCGCGCCCCUUCGGAAGUUGGUUAAAGAGUCAAGUUUGCGAAUAUGUUUUAGCGGGUGGAAGUCCCCCAUUACCACCGGACACGUCGAGAUACACGCGCAUGUUAACGUCGGAGUGUUGGCGCUUCGAUGCAGAGUCUCGGCCGAGUGCGAAGUACAUUCAUGACUAUCUCACGCGUAACCCGCAAACCAUAUCACCGGCUCUACUGGCACCCGACUUACCUGACCCCAACUUAUACUCUUCCAACAAGAAUAAACACACUUACAGAAGAAAAACCGCAUGUGAUCUCAUCCCUUUGCCAUUUUAGAAUUCAUGUACUAUCCUUAAACCUAAUUGUAACUUGUAAGAAUUGUAUUAUAGUUAUCAUAGCAAUCGGAUGAACUAGUCGAGGGUUUCUUCCCACACAUUACAAAUGUUUAUACAGCCAGUUACAGAUGCUUAUCACUGCCAUGGUUUGGGUUUUUGUGCUUGUGCGUUGUGUAUAUUUCAGGAUUCACGAUAUAAGAUUCACAUCUUACGGAGGGUCGCUGAGUGUGAUGAUGCAAUGCAAUGCAAAUCUCUUCUUUAUGAUUUUUGAU